UAGCACUAACAGCGCCUCUUGUGCAGAUGCUGUACGAAGAUUUCUGAUCAAUCGGUUGGCAGUGACAUAAUGACAGCGUUCCAUUGUGGUGUGCGGCGGCGCGGUGAUAUGUAAUUUAUUCUCCUCAGUGACACGAAACUUACAUCCCUCGAAUCAAUAAUAUUGAACUCGAACAUCCUGGCUUCUUCUGUCACCAUGGACGGCUAUGAACUGGACUCAUUCUCUCCUGCGAACAGACUCGUGCCGAACCGCGCUCUCGGUGUAUAUCUGGAUCAAAACUCAUCUCACAGUGUAGCGCCCGACGGUAACCGAUGGCAAGACCACACAUCGCACGAGGGCAACCACCGAAUUUUCAAGUACAAACAGCAGGUUCUAAGCCUCGUUGGCGGGCUACUGACAGUCGUGAAAUUGUCGGUCCUCCCUCUCACAGCAGGUGCAUACCUGGCGUUUUGCAUUAUUGCAAAUAAACGCCUCAUUAUACUCAAGAGCGACGGAUUUUAUUCAUUCACACCUGAUCAUAUCGCUACGAUAAAAGUUGGGGUUACAUCUUUGAACCGACUUGUCGUUUUUGCUGCCCUUUACCCGGUGACGGACAUUGUGUCGAAAUUGCAGGGCGAGGAGUUUUUCCGUGAUCUUGGUUCUCGUCGCAUGCGAGGUGUUCCCUUAGCCAUACUCGAUAGGAAGUCAAAUCAGAACUAUGGCUUUCUGAGAUCCCUGAACGACGCCUUUUCACGCACUUGUUCAAUUUACAUGUUUUUAGCUUUCUUCACAGCACUAAUAUGUGUAGCAAUAUCUUGGGUUGCUCCUGCUUCUUUGAAUGUUGCAACUGCCCUUGUCGAAAACGAACUUCUUGCCCUUGCUGUUGGGGCACUCCCUGCGCAAGGCGUGUAUGAUACCUCAAUCACAACCCCAGGUAUUGGAUGGUUUGAUGCAUCCGAGAACAGUGUCCUCGCUUGCUCUGUUCUCUGGGCCGAGAUGGUGCUUGGGGCAAAUUACUCCUUCUCUGUUGCGACAUCCGACGCAGAGUUUGCUGCAUACAUUGUCCCAAGUCCAAUUGAUCUGCCCACAACCGUCAGCGCACACUGGAUGACAGAUGUAGUUGGUAUCAAUCCGUCCUGUGAAUGGGCUUCGACGAAUGUUUCGACAAUAGAACUCACAAAGAACCAAAGUAUUUAUUAUUCUGCAAGCGCUAGUGUCCACCUUCAGAACUUGGACCUGGAUGUGAUAAUGUCAACGAACGACUAUAGUAAUGGCGAUCGCCAGGCGUUCAACAUUGCCGUAAAACCUUUUUAUGUUCUUUAUAAUCAUUCUACGCAAGGUCCGCCGACAGACGGUUCGAGCGUCUUUAUUGCUUCUCAAUGUUCCACUGGCUGCAUCCCAGCACCACUUGUCCUAAACCUGACGGACAUCCCGACAGUCAUUUUGGACGUCAACGCAACCACAUCCGCCCAAGCUCAAACUUGGCAGUUUGCAUUUCUUGCAUGUAGACCCAAUGCUGUGAUCCAGACUCGUGAAGUGGUUAGCAACGGAACUGGGUUCUUGGAAGUCCUUCCUGUUCCACAAGGCAAAGAAUACAUAUCUCAGGGCAAUUUACACCCCGCACAAACACCCAUCAUGCUGUCUAUCGCGUUGGGCGAAAUUUCGUAUGCCGGCCCGGCGAAUCAAUCUACUUUUUCUUUGGGAAGUGAUUCUACAGUCCAGUCCAACUUCCUUUUUGGAAAAGAACAAAUAGAUAACUUGCCACCACCAGUGGGAUACGAUGGGCCACCCAUAGUCGUGACCAUACUUCCGACUGAUACCCUGGCACGGACGUUCGCUGGAAUGUUGCAAUCUGUUUCAAAAUCUUAUUUGGCGGGCUUUUCUGGGACCACAUAUGUUCCUGCGAAGGUGUUUAGUCCCAAAGUUGUCUUCGUCUCAUCCAUGCCUUUCAUUAUCACUUCUGCAAUCAUGUUCGGAAUCCUUUUCAUUCUGGUAACCAUCAUGCACUUCAGGCGUCAUGAGAAAGCCUUCACGCUAGUCAGCGUCUCAUGUGCCCUUCAUGGUUCCAACCUUCCAAAAGACUUUGCGCUCGGGGGAAAAUCGGAGGCUUUGGUAGCUGAUGGCGAUCAAAGAGUUGUUCUUCAGAAGGAUGAGGAUGGUACGGAUGUCUUACAGAUUAUCAAACAGUAAGGAAGGGGCGGUGGCAUAGGUCAUCGGUCGAAGUUUGAAGGUGGUGCGAUUCGACUACUUACACGAAGGGCUGGUCUUUAAUUACGGCAUUGCUGUAGAGUGUCAGUAUGUACCCGUAUGCUCGAUGGUUUCCCCGG
Molecule: messenger RNA, 2306 nt
Organism: Suillus clintonianus
Lineage: Eukaryota; Fungi; Basidiomycota; Agaricomycetes; Boletales; Suillaceae
Exons: 7
Coding region: 196-2169 (657 amino acids)
Source: RefSeq, a predicted model, not a curated record